Brienomyrus brachyistius is the source of this 1442-nucleotide messenger RNA. Its product is annotated as coxsackievirus and adenovirus receptor homolog. The record is from RefSeq and is a predicted model, not a curated record. Bases 151 to 1308 code for a protein of 385 amino acids. Lineage: Eukaryota; Metazoa; Chordata; Actinopteri; Osteoglossiformes; Mormyridae. The transcript is spliced from 8 exons.
GGGUGAAGAGAAUGAGUGGGUGGGGCAGCAAGAGAGAGAGAGAGAGAGAGAGACUGUGUGUGUGUGACGGAAAGAGAGUAUGCCUGAAGAAGAGAGGUUUUUCUCAAAUAUAUCCCAUGUUUCAGAUUAACCUCAGGGAUUUCAUUUAAAAUGUCCAGGUUUACAGCAGGUUUCCCAGUUACCAGGAGCUGCCACAUUCGCCCAGGUCCUGCCCUCUGCUGUGUCCUGAUGUUUUACUUGCAUGCCGGUGGCACUGUUGCCUUGCAAGUGACAUCCACUGGGCCUCAAACCAUCCAAAAAGCCCUGGGAGAGAGUGUGAUCCUGGGCUGCGAGUACAGCACAGGACCUUCGGACGUUGGAGAUCUGGACAUCGAGUGGACGAUGGUCAGCCCGGACAUAACGCAGAAGGACCAGCUGAUCCUGUCCUUCAUGGGAGGGACGAAGUACGAUCACAGCACCGGCGCCCUGGCGGAGGGAGUGGACUUCGCCGCCACCGACCCGUCCCAGGGAGAUGCCUCCAUCAAGAUCUCCUCACUGGCUGGCAGCAACGCCGGGACCUACCAGUGCAAAGUGAAGAAGGGCCCAGGUGCGGAUACGCGGAAGGUCACGCUGGUCGUGCUCGUACGUCCCUCUGAACCCAAGUGUAAGCUGUUGGGGAGUGAGAAGGUAGGGGGCGCUCUUUCCUUGCAAUGCAAAUCCUCGGAGGGCUCGACACCACUCAUCUACUUCUGGCGGAAGGGUAGCGAGGAGGUUCUUCCUUCCAACGUCACACAGAACUCAGUCACGGGUGAGCUGUUCAUCACCAACCACUCAGAAAGUACGCAGGGCAUGUACGUGUGUGAAGUGCGUAAUGCCGUGGGGAUCGAGCGAUGCCGCUUCCGGCUGCAGGCCAUCAAGCCCCCUAACAGGGCAGGUGUGAUUGUGGGCACCUUUGUGGGUGGUCUUCUGCUGGUGGUCCUGCUGCUCCUCUUUAUUUGGUUCCUGUUCUGCCUCUGGGACAAGCGACAGUCCGAGAAGGAAGAUCUGGCCAACGAUAUCAGGUUGGACGUCCCCAGCCCCCUGAGCCGGCCCCCGAGCCGGGCCCUGAGCCGGCCCCCGAGCCGGGCCCUGAGCCGCCCCCCGAGCCGGCCCCCAAGCUGGGCCUCUGGCCGACGAUCAGACUGGGCGCACAGCUCGUUCAAGAACCCGUCCAUCACCCGGUCCCUGGCGUCUGGCUCGAUAGCAGGAUCCUUCAGCACCGGCCGCAAAUCGCCAGACUCCUGGCUGCUGGGGGCUCGACUGGAGAGCAGAGGCAGCUAUGCUGUGUGACGGACUGCCGCAAAUCCAGGAAGAACGUCACACGCCAGUCAUGUCAUGUCAGUGCUGUAAAUGUGUCCCGGUUUGUGUUUUCCCCUAAUUUUUUUAAAUAAAACUGACAGAAGGGGGCCUCUUUUCUGCCACGA